Molecule: messenger RNA, 628 nt
Organism: Salarias fasciatus (jewelled blenny)
Lineage: Eukaryota; Metazoa; Chordata; Actinopteri; Blenniiformes; Blenniidae
Gene: smim11
Product: small integral membrane protein 11
Exons: 3
Coding region: 56-259 (67 amino acids)
Source: RefSeq, a predicted model, not a curated record
ACGUUUAUCGUCCUUCUGGCUGUGUGGAAGAAACAUCAACAUCAGCGAAGCAAACAUGAUCAACUGGAAGGCUUUGGACAACGUCCCCAUCCUGUUGUACAUCCUGGCCCUGAAGACACUGCUGCUGUGUUUGGCCUUCGCGGGGGUGAAGAUCUACCAGGGGAAGAAGGCAGAGGAGGCCCUGAAGAAGCAGCAGGCCGAGAGGAGACGGCUGGCCCAGCGAACGCAGGAGCUCAUCGACAACUUGAAGGAAGACUGAGGAGGCCUCCUGUUACUCAUCGGGCCGACAAGGAGCAGCAGAGAGACUUUUCUGUGUCUCAGGGAAGAGAAUCCCGUCUGGGGAAACAAUAUGUUGUUUGACUGAAGCAUGUUUUUGUUGAAUAAGAAGACUCAGAUGUUUUUUCGAUCUGAAAUGGACGAAACAUAUUUCUGGGCUGAACUUUCCACAUGUUUUCACUGAAAGUGAGUUUAAAGCUUUAUUAUUAAGCUUUGUUCACCCAACACAAGUUUGACAAUUUUGCUUAUUUAUAUCAUUAAAGCAAGCUGUUUGUUGUGUAAAAUUAUUGUACAUUAUCAUAGGUUUGUGCCAAACUUUUAUAAUGGAUUAAAAUAGUUUUUUUCCAUAUGG